CACACACAAAGCGUUUUCUUAAAAUUCACACAUUUAAAAUAGGUAGCAUGAUGUAUGUUUAGCUAGGCUACCGUUAGACCGAAACACGGGUUUAAGCUAAUUGCUAUUACAGGUUGCCUCAGUUCAUUGGUGAGGGAAUCUAUCGGUCGUGUCAAUAUGUAUGGAGCUCCAGUGGAUUUGUCUUUUAAACAUAUCAGCAGUUUGGCAGAGGCAUGGACAGAAGAGCCAAGGAUCAGUUUGCGACCUUUAAAGAGAAAUUCAGAGAUGAAGUACCCAAGCCGCUCCCUGCGUCUCAGUAACAACAACAUUACUGACCUUCGUGACCUCCAGAAGCCUAUUAGCCACUUCCUGGCUGAGCCAUCACAGCUUACCUGGUUGGACCUGUCCUUCAACAAAAUCUCACACAUAGAUCAAGUUUUGUGCAAUCUGCUUGAACUGCGUGUGUUGUAUCUUCACGGCAACAGCAUUUUCAUUCUGUCAGAGGUGGACAAGCUGGGAGUGCUACCACAUCUACACACCAUCACUCUGCAUGGAAAUGUCAUAGAAACCAACAAGGCAUACAGGAAUCAUGUUAUUUUUGCUCUGCCUCGGUUGAAGACGAUGGACUUCAGUGCUGUCACACGCCAGGAGCGAGUAAUGGCAAAGAUAUGGCAUCACAGCAACAACCUCAGCAGAAGCAGCAAGGACACUCUCCAGUGACUGCUGGUUCAUCUCCACCAUAAUGUGUUGAAAUCAUGGUUUCACCCAGUUGUACUGUGCUCCAAAUUCGCUGAUGGACAACCUUGUAAUUAUUUAAUGUAUUGUUAUGUUUAUCUAUACAUCUGUGGUGAAAUCAGCAGUGUUUUCAACAGUUGUUUGGUCCAUUUUUAUAUACCAAAAUGAACACUUCUUGUCUUGGAUAGUCCAAAAAGAAGUCAACACUUAAGUCACCUGAAUUGGAUUCGUUAAUAUGUCACUGGAUGAUCCAGAAACACUCUGACAAACUGUAAAAUAUACUGUGAAUACU
Scatophagus argus is the source of this 1006-nucleotide messenger RNA. It is a transcript of the gene lrrc51, whose product is annotated as leucine rich repeat containing 51. The record is from RefSeq and is a predicted model, not a curated record. Lineage: Eukaryota; Metazoa; Chordata; Actinopteri; Scatophagidae. The transcript has 6 exons. Bases 157 to 699 code for a protein of 180 amino acids. Gene Ontology annotation, molecular function: protein binding.